UGGGAGAUAGCACAAGAAUACAGACUCACUUCCAGUAACCUAAAACUAAGUAUCAUACAGAACCAGUGUACUUGUGAAAUGUGGCCAUUAAAUGUUAGAACAGUGUGGUGUUCUCUACUGGUGGUGGUUUAUGUUGUAACAGACUUUGUUCUGGCUGAUGUGGGAGCCACUGAACAGUUUUGUGCUGAAGAAUCCAUUACAACUGGUGAGUCAAUAUUCACCUGCUCCUGUCCUUCAGUCACUGAUACACUGAUCGUACAGGACAAGAACAUCAGUUACGAGAACAGGCACAUCAAUAUUCCAGAUAACACCCAACACUGGAGGAUUGGUGGAUGUUCAACAGUGCACCUCAGUGGUCCAACUCUUACUUCCCUCAACAAUAUUCACACACUACACCUUCACGACAUAGAUCAUGUACAUCUGGCCUAUGACUUCUUCACACAAUACAAUUCCCCUCUACAGAUCUUGAGGCUGUCCCACUGCACCUUUGAUACCCUGCAAGGAUCACUAAACAUUCAUGCCCACAAACUGAAGAAUAUUUCUUUGGAAAAGAUGAACUGGAAUGAUCAAAUUGACAUCCUCAUCCAAACACAAGAAGGACAACAAUUGGAUCUUGUAGCCAUAAGGAACAGCAAUAUCAAAGUGCUCGGAGAAAUCAACUUAUCGUCGAGAUACGUCCAUACUUUUGUACUGGAAAAUAACAACAUUGGGAGCAUAAAAACUGGCGCCAUCAUCCAGGAUUCACACGAGACCAUCAUCCAGGGUAAUUACAUUGGUGCCCUCAACUUCCUCUCCAUGGAUACUGACACUUAUAAUUUUACACUCCAAGGGAAUACCAUCAAGAGUCUAGCACUGGAGAGUUUGGUGGUAAACAGUGCCAUUCUAUUACAGGUCAAUAAUAAUUCAUUUUUUCACAUAGAAAGGCUUGGACUGACUUGGCUACGUUCAAAGUAUGAUCAAGGUACAUUUGUAUUUUCCAGUAAUCACUUCUAUGAACAUGGACGUGGUAGUCUCAUAUUUUACUUUACAAUAUUUAAUGAAAAGUUGAAAAUGCAAAACAACAUACUGCACACAACACACUGUACCUGUAACACUUUAAAAUAUAUUGAGGAGAUGACAGAAAUGAAUGAAAGAACAUUGAACAGUUUCAUUCAAGAAAGAAAGGACACUUACAAACUAUUUAUGCAUUCAUCUUUCUGUUUGGAUAAAAACGGAAAGAGUCAUUUAUCAAGUCUUUGUAAAACAAGUGAGGUAAAUCAUCAUUACUGGAAAAUUUCAGUGGCAGUUAUUAUUGUCAUAAUUAUAAUUGGAUUUUUGGUACUGGCAGUGAAGACACACAAAGGCCAUAGAAAGUACGCAAGGCUCACAGUAAAAACAUGACUGAGUCUAUAACCUUUACACAACCAGGGCAUUCCUGUAUUCUACUUUUGUAAAUAACUCGGGAAAAUCUUGUAUAUUGACGGUUAAAAUUAGCAACUUCUACAUAUUCAGUAAAGUGGGUAAAAGUAAUUUUCUUUUACAUACUUGGUAACUAUGAUGCUUAAAUACAACUUCCUCAAACCACUAACAGUUAGGCACAUAUUUACUCAUUCUUUUUCACUGAAAUAUAUCGCCUUCCGUCUUUAUUAUUAUUUAGUGUAUAUAUUAUACUUUAAUCACACACAUACAUCCUCUAUUGCAUUAUAUCCACAUUCAUCCUGGACAUCCCUUCUCCUUGUAUCCAUCAUUUCCUCUCUUCCAACGUACAACUUCCUUGUCAGUCAUCCCCUCUCUUCCACUGUCGUCGAUGAUCCAUACACUCUUUACCAACCUCAAUUUUCAGUUAUCUAAACAAAACCCCAUUUUCUCUUCUUGAAAAGUAACUUUUACCAAACAAGUUAUACCAGUACUGUACUUACUCCACUUCCUGUUGAAAGCCAAUAUGAGAGCCACCAGGAACUGAAGGCCGUAAAUCCAAC
Messenger RNA from Homarus americanus (American lobster), 1958 nucleotides. RefSeq lists its product as uncharacterized. NCBI's taxonomy places the organism in Eukaryota, Metazoa, Arthropoda, Malacostraca, Decapoda, Nephropidae. The transcript has 4 exons. The record is from RefSeq and is a predicted model, not a curated record. Bases 79 to 1380 code for a protein of 433 amino acids.